AUGAUCUACCUCACGAACGCGGCGAAGCGCGACGCGGUGGUGGAGGCCAGGCUCGCGCAAGACGAAAAGGUGCAGUUCGACGAGGCCAAGACCAAGGCAUUGCUACCCUGGAUCGACAACCAGGCGUGGCAGGCGGUGAACGAGGCGACGGCGGGAGCUGGCGAAGUGUGUCCGAUGAGGUUUCUGCUGAAGUGGAAGAUGAAGGACGGAGUUCGAGAGGCAAAUGCGCGAGUGAUUCUUCAAGGAUUUCACUUGGAGGAGGUGGCGAGCACCAACGUGGAGAAGGCAAGCCCCACUCUGACGAGGCUCGCGAGGUACCUCAUCCUGCUCAUCUUGUGCCAGCAGUCGUGGAAGAUGGUGGCAGCUGACGUGAAGAGCGCGCUCCUGCAGGCCAAAGACAUUCGUGAGCAGGGCGUGCGCAUUUUCAGCAGACCGACGAAGGACAUCCGAAGGAGGUUGGCGAAGAUGAUGGGCCUAAAGGACGACGAGAUAUUGCAGAUGCUUAAGCCAGCUUUCGGAGAUGUUCGCGCUCCAAGGCAGUGGAAUCAGACGAUCACGGAGGCCAUGAUCGACAUCGGAUUUCUUCAACACCAGCUGGAUCGGUGCUGUUUUCUGUCGUACCGCAUCGCGGCCGACGGCGACGACCCCUUUCUGGUGUGGAGCGCAGACGACGGCCAGAACUACGUCCUGGACGGCAUUCUGGGUUUACACGUGGACGACUUCAUCGGUGGCGGCGAGAACUUGGAGCGCGAGGCCGACCUGACCGACAAGCAGGCCUACGAAGGCGCGUUCCUGGACAGGGUGCAGACUCUCAGCAGGCGCUUUAAGUUCGGCAAGUGGGAGUUUCAGAACGGUAUCGUUUUCUGUGGCAUGGAGACCACGCAGUCGCAGUCAAGGAACGAGAUCGAGGUCAAGGCCGAGCAGUACAUCCACAAGGUGGAGCCGAUUAGCAUCGAGAAGGUACGCCGCCAGCACCCGGACGAUUUGUGCACGCCGAAGGAGAUCAGCCAGCUACGAGGACUUAAUGGGGCUAUGCAGUGGCCGGCAUCCCAGUGCAUGGCGCAGGCGAGUGGCGACGUGGGCAUCCGUAUUCGUUACGUGUCCAAGUGGGAGCAGCUACGACUUGGAGUGUACUGGGACGCUUCAUGGGCAACAAGACUUAACGGCGAGUCGCAAGGAGGCUACAUGAUCUUCGCGAUCGAGGACGACAGGAUCGACGACGGCCAGGCUCAGGCGGCGGCCAACGCGGUGGACGCUCUGGAGCUUGCGAAGACGAUGCUGACCACGAUGCUCUACCCCAACAUGCAGCUGACGGGGCCGGACAUGCUGCAGGUGCUCGGGCGAAGCCCGUGUAUCACAGACUGCAAGGCGCUCUACGACGCAGCCAAUUCUCAGGCGCCAGCCGGUGGCCUGACGGAGCGCAGGACGGGCAUCGAGAUCAUGCAAGUGAACGAGAAGAUGAAGGAGUUCGGCGGAGUGUGGAGAUGGACGAAUACACAUCAGCAGAUGGCGGACGGGCUGACUAAGUUGCAAGUGCGACAGCAGUUCGUGGAGAAGCUGAGGAGGAUGACACACGCGCUGAAGUACGACGCGACGUUCACGGCAGGCAAGAGGGUCAGCCAGCAAGAGCGUGACAAGAACGAGCAGGAGCUAAACGACGCGGCGGCCGACUUCGACGAGGCGAAUGCGGUGGACCAGACACCAGAUGAAGUGCCAGCGCGAGAGAUGGUCAGAGCGAUGAGGGCAGGGACCAGGACAGCACAGAGACUGGCGGCGCUUGUGGCGACAACGGCGGCUACGACGACAAAAGCGGAGGAGACCUGCCCAAGCCUGGACAUCAACGAGACGCAGUGGAUCUACGUGACCGUGCUCACGAUGUCGCUGGUUGUGAUGGUGCUGGUUUGCGGCAGUUGUUUGUGUGUGACGUGCUUUUUUUUCAAACGGGCGAAUGAGCGAUUCUGGAAAACAAAGAACGAGGAGAUGAAACGCUGUUUGAGAGACACGCCAGCCUCACGCAGAGACGACAACGCCGAGUACAUGCGGAUGAAGACGAAGAUGAGUGAGCAAGCCGAUGAGAUCGACCGCCUGAAAGAGAAGAACGAAGGGCAACGGAGUAAGAUCGAAGAAAGAGCCAAUCAGAUAGUCGACAUGCAGCCAGACAUGGAGGAGCUGAUGACGGAUUUCGAGCAGCGCGGCAAGAGCUUAGCGGCAUGCGACGAGAAGCUGACCAAGACCGAGAAGCUACUGCAGGACGCCAACGAGGAGCUUGGACUGUGUUACAAAAGGCUGUCGACGCUGAACGGUUCGAACGACAAGUUGGAGCGGCAGCUGAAUAACACGAAGAACGAGUUACGGCAGAUGACGCUGAGAGCUCGAGACGUGCCGGAGCCCAAACGAAUGUGGUCGGCGAGCACUCAGUCACAGUGUACGUAUCGACGAGAUCUAGCCACGCCGAGGUUUCAGGAGAUAAAGUCGAUUCACGAGCCGACGGUGACCACGACGGACGAGUUCACGGCAGGUUCCCCUAUCGGCGAGCUCAAGCGGUUCAUGAACGGCGUGGUGAUGGUCAUCGUAUGCGGGACCUACGAUAUUCAGGAGACCUGGGCACAUUUCCCGACUCUGUAG
Prorocentrum cordatum is the source of this 2625-nucleotide messenger RNA. NCBI's taxonomy places the organism in Eukaryota, Dinophyceae, Prorocentrales, Prorocentraceae. The record is from the annotation of a GenBank genome assembly.